UGGAAUGGAAGGACGGUUUAAAGGAGAAAGCACCAAUAGAAGCAGGGUUUUGUAAGAGGUGGAGAAAAGCAAGCCUUGCAUGUUACAAAGGCAGUAGGCAGAGUUAGAUCCAAAGAAAAGAAAUACUGCAAGCAAUCCAAAGAAAGGACGGUAUGAUUCAUUAAGUCAUUAUUGGAUAGAGAUAAAACAAUAUUUCGGCAUCAUGUCAGAAGCAAAAAAGGAGAAGAAAAAGUCUUCAGUUCCAGGUCACACAGGGCGUAGUUCUCUCCCACCAAAUGUCUCUAAUGCAGAUGAAGAUGAGGUUCCCACCAUGGAAACCUUUGGUGUCAUUCCAAGGGGUGUUAGCAUGAAAGAUUAUCUAGAAGUCCAAAAUAUUCAUCUGUUCAAGCAGACCAAUGAAAAGAAUAAGCGGGAACAUCACACUGAUAGAUAUUACAAUAACAAACUCAUCAUACGCCGUGGCCAGACCUUUGACAUCCAGAUAGACUUUAACCGGAAUUAUAAUCCGGAAAAAGACCAGUUUUGGAUAGAAUAUGUUAUAGGUCGUUAUCCCCAGCAGAGUAAAGGAACAUACAUACCGAUCCCCAUUGUUGACAAACUGGAAGCAGGAAAAUGGGGAGCACAAGUUACUCGGAAUGAGUACAAUUCGGUCAGCGUGACCAUACUAUCAGCACCGGACUGCAUUGUUGGCAAGUUCCGCAUGUAUGUGGCUGUCCUAACUCCUUAUGGGAUUAUGCGCACCUCCAGAAAUUCAGAGACAGAUACCUACAUUCUCUUCAACCCAUGGUGCAAAGAGGAUUCUGUUUAUAUGGAUGAUGAGAGGGAAAUUGAAGAAUAUGUCAUGAAUGAUGUUGGAAUUAUUUUCCAUGGAGAAGUGAGCAAUAUCAAGAAAAGAAGUUGGGAAUACGGGCAGUUUGAAGAACAGAUUCUUGAUGCAUGCCUUAACCUUAUGGACAGAGCUCAACUGGAUCUCAGUGGACGUGGGAACCCAAUUAAAAUUAGUCGUGUUGGAUCUGCAGUGAUAAAUUCCAAAGAUGAUGAUGGUGUUGUUGCUGGGAACUGGAAAAACGAUUAUUCUUUUGGAGUGUCUCCAUCUGCUUGGACAGGAAGUGUAGAUAUCCUGUUGGAGUACCACAGUUCUGGCCUUCCGGUGAAAUAUGGUCAGUGCUGGGUCUUUGCUGGUGUGUUCAAUACAUUUUUGCGAUGCCUGGGAAUACCUGCACGACUUAUCACCAAUUAUUUCUCAGCUCAUGACAAUGAUGCCAAUCUACGUACGGAUGUCUACCUUGACGAGGAUGGGAAAACAAACACUACACUCACAAAGGAUUCUAUCUGGAAUUAUCAUUGCUGGAAUGAGGCUUGGAUGACUCGAUCUGAUCUUCCUGUUGGGUUUGGAGGAUGGCAAGCUGUAGAUGCUACACCACAGGAAACCAGUGAUGGUAUGUUUCGAUGUGGACCUGCAUCAGUUCAAGCCAUUAAGCAUGGUCACGCCUGCUUCCAGUUUGAUACACCAUUUAUUUUUAGUGAGGUAAACAGUGACAUAGUAUACUCUAGAGCAAUGAAAGAUGGAUCCAAAGUUAUUGAACAUAUUGACAAAACACAUGUGGGACAGAAGAUAUUGACAAAACAAAUUGGUGGAGAUGACCCACAAGAUAUAACUGACCUGUAUAAGUUUUCUGAAGGCACAGAGGAGGAGAGACUGGCUCUAGAGGCAGCCCUGAUGUACGGAGUCAAAAAGGAAAUCAGAGAUGAGGAUCAGCAACAGUUUGCUCCCGACACAGAUAUGGACUUUCAGGCAGAUAAUGCAGUAUUUGGCAGUGACUUCAAAGUCACUUUAACUUUCAAGAACUGGAGUGCCAAUCUUUAUACAGUAUCCGCUUUUCUCACCGGACAUAUUGUCUUCUACACCGGGGUCCUGAAGUCUGAGUUCAAGAAUAAGAAUGUAGAAGUGACAUUGGACCCUUCAUCCUCUAAAUCUGUGGAAGUUCUAAUAAAAGCCCACGAGUACUUGAGCAAGCUUGUGGAACAGGCCUCCUUACAUUUUUUUGUCACGGCUCGUAUUAAUGAAACAAAGAAGAUAAUGGCAAAACAGAAGAUUGUGAUACUGAAAGUUCCUGAGCUACACAUCAAGGUUCUUGGAGAGAAGAUGGUUGGCAAAGAAAUGACUAUUGUGAUUGAGUUCACUAAUCCAUUAAAGAAGGCACUUCAAAAUGUUGCUUUGCGUCUCGGAGGACCUGGACUUAUGAGGACAAGAGCUAAAGUUUUUGGGGAAAUUCCAAUGAAUUCAUCAUUGACUUGGGAACAGAAAUGCAUACCACAAAGAGCAGGCACAAGGAAAUUAAUUGCUACGCUAGAUUGUGAGACAAUACGACAUGUUUAUGGAGAGCUAGAGCUUGAAGUGUUGGAUAAUCCUCUGUGAAUCUGUAUUUGUAAUGCAAUAAGCAGCAUUUGCAUAUAUAUAUAUAUUGCGCUUUGGCCUAGGAAAACACAAAUGGAUGAACUUAUAUUCCUGUCCAAUUGUUCUCUUUUUAAUUUAAACAUUAAAAUAACCCAGCUAUUGCUUAAAAUAUUCAUGUUGCAUGCACCAGCAAUAACCUAUACCAAAAAAGGUCAGGAAAAAUGUUAGUGCUGUGUCUGCAAGUUUGCUGCUUGCAAUUUUAAUAUAGACAUUUAGUUCUAUUUCUUCUGAAGAGCAGAAGCUGCUAAUGAAAGUACAGAGACACCUCCAUGGACCUUCCCUUAGGGCAAUGUCACACCAUAUCAAUAACAUAUAGCUUUCUAUUGUAUGCAAGGAGAUAAUAAUAACCCUGCAGCUGUAAAUAUGUACAACAAACUUAUUUGAUAAUGACAUCAUGUUGGGAAGUGGUGUAGAAACUUGCACACAUGUUGCUUCCCAUGUUGGUAGUGUACUGUGGCCCUUACUAAUAGGCCACAAAUAACAACCCAUGGCCUUGAUGGAGCCCUGUAUUGUUUCCUUUCUUCUUAUUUAGGUAGAUGGGAAAAGAACCGCAGUGAUCAUAAACACUUAUGACAUAGGCCUAGCCCAGAAACAUCAGACUAUCCAAUCCACAGUUUAAACUAAAUGUGAACAUUUACUUCUAUCCAUCUUGUAUUAGUGGUUGAACCAGUUGCAUUUUUUUUUCAAAUAAUCAAUGUAGUUAUUUACCUAUUAUAGACUGUCUUUCCCAGGUCAGGAGGGAGGUUGUUACAAAGCAGGUGGAAUAGUAUCCCAUAGCAACUAAUUAGUAACUAGCUUUUUCAACUGUACUGACACUAAUGAAAGCAAAAUUCUUAGGACCAGUUCAUUAACAAAAGUCCUGCAAAUCAGCAAACAUUGUGAAAUACCUUGUGGACCAUUCCACAAUGGGAAAUAAAAAAGCUAAGGGCAUAAAAGCAGUUAAAUAUUCUAUUACUUAUAAAAAGAUGAUGUGCUCCUCUCCUCUAGCAGGAAAUACAAAUAUCUCCUCUUCAGUGGAUCAUUAAUAUUGCUGUAUAACUGUUUUGUAGGGCUCUCACUUGCGUUAAUUAGUACAUUUCCUUUUUUUCUCAUAACUGUUUCUUAUAAAACCAAACAAUCCAACUUUGCAUUACAUGCAUGCAUAAAGUAAUUAUACUCACACUUUUUAAUUGAAGUAUUACAUUGUACACCAGCUUUUUAAUUGAACUGUUCAAUAAAGUAUAUUUGAUUAGACUUGUAA
Molecule: messenger RNA, 3698 nt
Organism: Xenopus tropicalis (tropical clawed frog)
Lineage: Eukaryota; Metazoa; Chordata; Amphibia; Anura; Pipidae
Gene: f13a1
Product: coagulation factor XIII, A1 polypeptide
Exons: 15
Coding region: 203-2419 (738 amino acids)
Cellular component (GO): extracellular region; cytoplasm
Molecular function (GO): protein-glutamine gamma-glutamyltransferase activity
Source: RefSeq, a predicted model, not a curated record